UAGUUUGUCUGUUUUAAAAUUUUGGCACUUUCAUUAAAAGAUCGUUAUUUUUAUUUGUUACUACAAUGGAACCACCUCCCUCCCUCAAACCCCUUAAGAAAUUUUUGAACUUGGCGAAUGCGAUGCAAGAGGAGGAACCGCUCAUAGCCUACUGCUGUAUGUCGCAGUUUUUUUGGUCUUGGGGAACCUACGCCGCACAGCUAGGAAUUGAGCUAAGGUCUAAGCCACAGCGUCCAGAAGAGUUGGCGUUCUUGGCAAAGAUCAUGGACACACUUGAAAGAGACAAACCAUCUAUAGAUAAGGCGUUUCCCAACAACCGAACCGAUUACGUCAAAAAUUUUGCGUUGAAAGUGUUUGAACUUGCCAAGGAGAGCGAGGGGACGUCAGAAACGCUAAGUACCAAGAAUGGCCUUGCCUAUUUGCAUGCGAGCAUACUCAUAGAAUCGCUGAAGCAAUUUGAAGGUGUCAUGACAAAAGAAUUUGAAGAUAUGGCAAAGUAUGCGAAAUGGAAAGCUGCCGAGAUUACCAGAAAUCUUAGAGAAAGACAUGCACCUUCUGAUAGCAGGAUGGCCCCGAUUAUCCGGCCAUCUGCUGAUCCAUCGCCUGCUGGUCUGAACCAAAAACUGGAGAGCGAUUUGAAGGGCGUAUCAAAUCCAUCGCUCUCUAUUAUCUCUGCUAACACCUAUAAAAAUGAGGUACCAGAUCAGCCAAUCAAGGGAACCGUGCAUCUUGGGUUCGACGGUACUAAUAAUACAGACGAUCUCUUCGCAAAGCCAAUGAAUCCAACAAAUCGCCCUUCGUCUGCAAUUGCCACUGAGCAUAAAAAAAUUUCGGAAAGACCUGUUCACCAAGUACGCUCAACGUCAGUUACGAAGCCCGUAACGAUGCAAGAAAUAGACGUGAUUCUCGAAGCAAGUAAGCAUACUCGAAGUGCACUCAGCGCCUUGGAAUUCGACGACACCGAUGUGGCCGUACACUAUCUUCACGAGGCUCUUAAAGUAUUGACAGGCAAAAAUUAUGAUUAAACUUACCUUCGUAUGUUCGUUUCUAAUCCUAUCUAUGCACAUAACAAAUGAGUCGUCUUCGUUUUAUACAUUUUAUAAAGAUGUGUGCCCCAUACUACAAAAAAACCGCUCAGUGAAGUUGGGGUUCCUUUCUGAAGAAAGGACUCAUCUCUUUUUCUUCGGCAAUGGAUCAUGUGGCUGGUAAGAUUUCGGACUACUCCAAUUUGGAGCAGAAUGUGAGCCUAUAGACGAAGAAGCUGCAUUGGCCAUUGAAUUUAACAGAGCAGAUGAUUUUUUAGUCUGCAUUUCCCGUACAAAGUCAAUCGCUGACCUUCUUCCCGGCUUCUGAUUCGACGCUCUCAUCCUCUCUCGUUCCUCUUGCAUUUUUACGAUAUUCUCAUAGUAGUCGCACUCCAAGAGUUGAUCAGGAUUGCACAGGUGCUUGGGAUAGUUGGUGCCAAACUCGUUGAUGUUACACAAUUUUAUCAUCCCUGUGAGCAAGUAAGGAUUAUAAAACUCUUUGGUGUCGCGCAGAUAGCUGUUGAUGCUCUUCUGGUUUUUUUUGGUCCACUCUAAAAGCUUGAGGAUCUGAUCAACCUGUGCGGCUCGAGGGGGCUCAGAAGGUGGGGGGAUAUGAUGCCAAAAGUUUUUUUUGCAGCUGGAGGGAGUGGACGAAGGGAAGUCGGUGGAACAGUGACUCGGAGCAUCAGAAGUGUCCGAGAGAUCGACUUUGUCUAGGUUGGAGGAAUUCUAUUUGAUGGUAGUAUGCACAAUAAUUUUGUCAGGAUAACGAGAAAAAAAAAGUAAACUGCAAAGUGCAUGCGA
This is a messenger RNA of Schistocerca gregaria, 1829 nucleotides long. RefSeq names its product vacuolar protein sorting-associated protein VTA1 homolog. Bases 66 to 1025 code for a protein of 319 amino acids. Gene Ontology annotation, biological process: late endosome to vacuole transport via multivesicular body sorting pathway. Gene Ontology annotation, cellular component: multivesicular body. The transcript has 3 exons. NCBI's taxonomy places the organism in Eukaryota, Metazoa, Arthropoda, Insecta, Orthoptera, Acrididae. The record is from RefSeq and is a predicted model, not a curated record.